This is a messenger RNA of Lepidothrix coronata (blue-crowned manakin), 1930 nucleotides long. RefSeq names its product regulator of G-protein signaling 6 (gene RGS6). Gene Ontology annotation, biological process: regulation of G protein-coupled receptor signaling pathway; G protein-coupled receptor signaling pathway; intracellular signal transduction. Bases 42 to 1469 code for a protein of 475 amino acids. Lineage: Eukaryota; Metazoa; Chordata; Aves; Passeriformes; Pipridae. The record is from RefSeq and is a predicted model, not a curated record. The transcript has 17 exons. Gene Ontology annotation, molecular function: GTPase activator activity.
AGGUCGGAUGUAGAGGAGGAGUAGAAGAUAAACAAAAAAAAAUGUUGUGUCUGCAAGUGUCCACUGCAGGCUAUGGCAAGAUUGAAGACAUCGUUACAAGAAUGCAGGAUGACAAAACAGGUGGAGUUCCCAUCCGCACUGUCAAGAGCUUUCUGUCCAAAAUCCCCAGUGUCGUCACUGGUUCUGAUAUUGUGCAGUGGCUUAUGAGGAACCUCAGCAUUGAGGAUACAGGGGAAGCAAUACACUUGGGAAGUCUCAUUGCUGCACAAGGUUAUGUCUUUCCAAUCUCAGACCAUGUCCUUACCCUGAAAGAUGAUGGGACGUUCUAUCGUUUUCAGGCACCAUACUUUUGGCCCUCAAAUUGCUGGGAACCAGAAAACACAGAUUAUGCCAUCUAUCUUUGCAAACGGACCAUGCAGAACAAAGCUAGGCUGGAGCUGGCGGAUUAUGAAGCCGAAAACUUAGCAAGACUUCAGAGAGCGUUUGCAAGAAAGUGGGAAUUCAUCUUCAUGCAAGCAGAGGCCCAAGUGAAAAUCGACAGGAAAAAGGAUAAAACAGAAAGAAAGAUUUUGGACAGCCAGGAAAGAGCAUUCUGGGAUGUGCACAGGCCUGUGCCAGGUUGUGUGAACACCACAGAAAUGGACAUUAGAAAAUGUCGCCGUAUGAAAAAUCCACAAAAAGUGAAAAAGUCGGUAUAUGGGGUUACAGAGGAGUCUCAGCCCCAAAGCCCUGUACACAUGCCAUCCCAGCCGGUACGCAAAACUACAAAGGAGGACUUCCGGAAGCAAAUAACUUUUCUGAACAUGCAGAUAGAGAGACACUGUUUAAAGAUGUCCAAAGUAGCAGAAAGUUUAAUAGCCUACACAGAGCAGUAUGUGGAAUAUGACCCUUUUAUAACUCCUGCUGAGCCUUCCAAUCCCUGGAUAAGUGAUGAUGUAGCAUUGUGGGACAUUGAAAUGAGCAAAGAACCUAGUCAGCAGCGUGUGAAAAGAUGGGGUUUCUCCAUGGAUGAGGUGCUGAAGGAUCCAGUAGGACGAGACCAGUUCCUUCGUUUCCUGGAAUCAGAAUUCAGCUCAGAAAACCUGAGGUUUUGGUUGGCUGUCCAAGAUCUCAAGAAACAACCUCUACAGGAUGUAACCACCAGAGUGGAAGAAAUCUGGCAAGAGUUUCUAGCUCCUGGGGCCCAAAGUGCUAUCAACCUGGAUUCCCACAGCUAUGAGAAAACAAGCCAAAAUGUCAAAGACCCAGGGAGAUAUACAUAUGAAGAUGCACAGGAGCACAUUUACAAGCUGAUGAAGAGUGACAGCUAUGCGCGCUUCCUCCGUUCCAGUGCUUACCAGGACUUACUGCUGGCGAAGAAGAAGACAGAGAAUGAGCAAGGUCGUAGAACUUCUCUAGAAAAGUUCACUCGCAGUGUGGGAAAGUCUCUGGCGAGCAAGCGCCUCACAGGCCUGAUGCAGUCCUCCUGACAUCUUCUUCAGCCAACCGCCCCGUGGGAGAGACAUCUGGGACCGCUGCUGGGGACGGGGAAUUUCAGGGAGAGCAGUCCCCUGCAGGGGAGAGAGCCUGAGUGACUGGAAGUGGAGAGCCACAUGCCAGGGGAGCACCUCUCUUCAUAGUUUACACCUACACUUUCCUGCCUGCACAGCUCCGUAAGGACCCCGAGCUCUGUCCAGGUACUUUGUUUCGAACCGAGGUUUGGAGGAGCACACUUCACUAUACACAGGAGGUCGACAAGGCAAGGGUUUGUUGUCUCAUUAUUUAAGGAAACAGACCCAACCACAACUAGGAGAAAGAAGAGCUGAGAGAUAUCAGUAUUUUUAUGCAUCUCCUCUCUCCCUGGCACAAACAUGACUGUAAUAGAUGGCUCCACAAUCUCACUUGCUCCCUUUCUUGUGGCCGUCUGGAUCCAAUAAAAUAUCUGCUGGAA